CCAGCCAAGAAUAAUGAAAUUUAGCCUCAGUUUGUUCUCUUUUUCAGAACAUUGCAGCCCAAAAAAGUUGCUCUCCUUUCUCUUGCUUCCUUUCCUUCUCUCUUACCUCGCAAGUUUUCUCUGCCUCUCCAUCCAUGGCCGCUGCCCUGCUGCUCUUGCUCACUGUGCCCAUGCUUGGUGUUUCAGAUGCUGCUUGGUGUGUUUGCAGGUCUGAUGCGAGCUCAACCGCACUGCAAAAGACACUGGACUAUGCUUGUGGAGCUGGGGCUGACUGCAGCCCUAUUUUGCAAGUUGGGACAUGCUACAACCCUAACACAGUGCUCGCCCAUUGCUCUUAUGCUACCAACAGCUACUACCAGAGGAAUGGACAGGCACAGACAGCCUGUGACUUCUCAGGAACAGCCACCCUCACCUCCUCAGAUCCAAGUGCAAGUGGCUGUGUCUAUCCUGCAACUGCUAGUGCGGCAGGAACCUCAAGCACACCGACAACUACAAUCUCUCCGCCAAGUUCACUAACACCAAGCACCUUCACCCCGACGACAACCAACACUACAAAUGGAGUUCUCGGAGGAAUAGGCCCAACGGGAACAAGCAACGGAAUCGACACUAGCCACGGGAGUUCGCUUCGAAAGGCAGGGAGAUGGUCUCUCUUAACUCAAAUUCUUCUUCUUCCAACCUUGACUUUGAUGCUGAAGCUAUGCUAGUUUGGGAAAGCGAUUUUGAGGCAAAAAACAAUCACCGACUUAGAGUGGUUGAGGUUGUACCAGAUGCAUGUAAUGACAACUUUGGAUGGUGAUUAUAAAUGGAAGAACAUCACCCACUAGCAUUCAUUGUGUAAUGGCAAGGCUGAAGAGGAUGUGAAGAUUCCGUGUUUGGUUGGUAUGGAUUGGUAGGAAGGAUGUCUCUUUUGCUCAUGGACCUUUAUCUUUAGUUUGCUUGCUGGUAUCCUUAUUCUGUCAAAGUAGUAGAUUGAUCACUGGACCAGACAGUGUUUUCCCUUGUUCUUCAUUAAACCAGGUUCUAUAUUUCAUUGAA
Messenger RNA from Zingiber officinale, 1035 nucleotides. RefSeq names its product PLASMODESMATA CALLOSE-BINDING PROTEIN 3-like. The transcript is spliced from 4 exons. The coding region runs from base 135 to 704 and encodes 189 amino acids. Lineage: Eukaryota; Viridiplantae; Streptophyta; Magnoliopsida; Zingiberales; Zingiberaceae. The record is from RefSeq and is a predicted model, not a curated record.